Messenger RNA from Asparagus officinalis (garden asparagus), 1407 nucleotides. RefSeq lists its product as uncharacterized. The record is from RefSeq and is a predicted model, not a curated record. Lineage: Eukaryota; Viridiplantae; Streptophyta; Magnoliopsida; Asparagales; Asparagaceae. The transcript has 2 exons. Bases 1 to 1407 code for a protein of 468 amino acids.
AUGAGCACUAGUUAUAGUAUGUGGCCAGUUAUGCUAGUGCCGUACAAUCUGCCUCCUUGGAAAUGCAUGAAAGGAGUGUAUUCAAUGAUGUCAUUACUCAUACCUGGUCCUCGAGCACCUGGGAAAGACAUUGAUGUGUAUCUUCGUCCAUUAAUAGACGAAUUAAAAGAAUUGUGGGAUAUUGGAGUUGAAACUUUUGAUGCCUCUGUUGGGAGAAAUUUUAAUUUGCGGGCAUGUGUAUUGUGGACUAUAAAUGAUUUUCCUGCUUACGGAAAUUUAUCUGGGUGGAGCACAAAAGGGUACAAAGCUUGUCCUGUUUGUAACGAAGAUGUAACUUCAGAGGGGUUGAGAGGAAAAUUAUGUUUUAUGGGAGCUCGACGAAAUUUGCCUGAGGAUCAUGAGUGGAGAAGGAGUAAAUAUUUUAACGGUUUAGUUGAAGAUCGUCCUCCUCCCAGAUUAUUUUCUGGGGAUGACAUAUUGCGGCAAUUAGAUCGUGUUUAUAAAGCUAGGCCUGGAAAACAUCCUGACAAUCCUGAUUUAAAGCGACACCAUGGGAAAACAAAAGACACCAACAAGGCUCGUUUGGACUUGGCAGAUAGGAAGAUAAGAAAAGAAUUGCAUCUCACACGCCAAGGGAAUAAAUUGAAGAAGCCUCAUGCUAGAUAUGUUUUGAAAUUGGAAUACCGUAGGCUGUUUUGUAAGUUCCUCAAAGUUGUCAAAUUUCCUGAUGGGUAUGCUGCCAAUAUUUGCAAAAAUGUGAACAUUGUCGAUGGGAAGAUACAUAAUUUAAAAAAUCAUGAUUGCCAUGUUUUACUUCAACGCCUCCUCCCAGUUGGUAUUCGUUCAUAUUUGGACAAGGAUGUGUGCACUGCAAUUGUUGAGCUGGCCAUUUUUUUCCAACAGAUAUGUGCAAAAACUUUAAAGGUGUCAGACUUGGAAAGAAUGGAGAAGGAGAUUGUUAUAAUAUUGUGCAAAUUAGAGAGAAUUUUUCCACCGGCUUUUUUUGAUGUAAUGGUUCACUUGGCAGUCCAUUUACCUCGUGAAGCUUUGCUUGGUGGUCCAGUUACCUAUCGGUGGAUGUAUCCUAUUGAGAGAAAUUUAGGAACAUAUAAAAAGUAUGUUACAAAUAAAGCUCGACCUGAAGGUUCUAUUGCAGAAGCAUAUAUUGUCAAUGAAGCAGUGACAUUUUGUUCUAUGUAUUUUCGUGAGAUUGAAACCCGUAUCAAUCGGGCAGAACGAAAUGUUGAUGUAGAAGAUGACCAAGUAGUAGAUGGUUUAUCAAUUUUCUCUCAGAAAGUUCGUCCAUUCUGCGGAAAAAAAUAUAUACUAUUGGAUCGGAAGGAAGUGAAUAAAGCUCAUUGGUAUGUACUAUACAACUGUGACGAGGUGAAACCUUAUCUCAAGUAA